Molecule: messenger RNA, 4230 nt
Organism: Globicephala melas (long-finned pilot whale)
Lineage: Eukaryota; Metazoa; Chordata; Mammalia; Artiodactyla; Delphinidae
Gene: MROH2A
Product: maestro heat like repeat family member 2A
Cellular component (GO): cytoplasm
Source: RefSeq, a predicted model, not a curated record
AUGUGUAUCAGGCAGAGAAUGGAGCUUUUUCUUGUGGUGUAUUUUUGUUCCAUCCAGGAGAGAACUCUGAGAAAAGAGAGGGAGGAAAGCUUGAGGAAGAGAUUGGCAGAAGCAUCAACAGAGUCAAAUGAGGACGUGUCAGAGGAGACAGAGGACCUGGAACCUCUGGAACCAGACGACAGUGGUACCUUCCAACAAGUCACAAACCUCCUCAACAUCAUGGCCAGCGAGUCAACCAAAACGGACGCUGCUGGGGCAGGUCCUGACAUGCGGAAGAUGCUGGCCUCAGUGAUCAUCCAGGAGAGGGCCGCCACUGAGCCCUCUGUGGUGACGGGCGCUCUCAUCCGCUGCCUGCAGGUGCCAGAGAUUUCCACUCAGGGCAAAGUCAACAUCUACAGCGUCCUGCAGGAGGUUCCCCAGCAGCAGGGGGAGCUGGAGGAGUGCUGCGUCCAGAGGCUGGUCACCAUCACCUCCAAGGAGAUGAGGGAGAUGCUGCAGGUGGAGGGCUACGUGAGGGCAGAGGUGGCCAGCGACACCUUGGUGGCCCUGUCCCGAAACCACUUCAGCCUGGUUGUCUAUGAGCUACAGCACUGCCUCAGACCCCUCAACCUCGCCGAAGAAUUUGUCAUCGUCACCCUGGCGAAGCUGGCCAAUGGCAAUGUGUUUGGGUUCAUGCCAUACAUGGGCAUCACCCUGGCUACCACAUUCACCAUGCUGAGGCUCGCCAAGGAAGCCAAGAUGCGCCAGGUGAUCUGCAGUGCCAUGGAGACCUUCUGCGAGACCAUGCAGUUUCACCUGAGGCACCUAGAGGACAGUGUGUACCCCGUGAUGACUGCGGAGCAGUUUGCUGUGAAGCUGUUCCCCAUGUAUCGCUAUUUUGUGACCGUGUGGCUUAGGGACAACAACCCCGAGGUGAAGCUGGGGCUCAUCAAGUCCUUGAAGCCUAUGCUGAGCCUCAUCCUGCCCAGCGACAACGUGCGUGAGCAGGUGUACGACUACAUCGCCCUGUUGCUGGCAGAGUACCAGGCCCACCUGGAGGCACUCUUUAUCACACAGGUCUUGAGGCAGAUCCUGGAAAUGUCAGUGACCACUAACACCCCUGUGCCCCAAAUGCAGCUGCACACCAUCUUCACGGAACUGCAUGUCCAGGUGUGCUCCAAGGCCCCCGCCCAGCGGCAGUACAGCAGCCAGAGCCUGACGGAGGUCGCGCACUGCUUCAUAGCCCUUGCCCGCUCCUACCCCAAGGAGCUGAUGAAGUUCUUCCUCAGCCAGAUGGAGGUGAGCAAGGAGGCCAUCUGCGUGGGGACCCUGACCCUGAUUAGGGCAGCGGUGAGCGCACAUGGUGAGCGAGGGCAGGAAGGUGUGAUUCUGUGCUUUGGCCUGUGUGUCCGGGGCCAGGUGAAGACGGUGCUGAACGUGCUCCACGACUUUGAGGAGAGGAUCCAGGAGUCGGAGCAGUCCUGGCAGAUCGGCGCUUGGCGGAAGGACCAUCCCUGGAGGCGGGAGACAGUGAAGGGUGCCCUCAUGGUGAUGUACAGCUGCGUGGCCUCGUACUGCCACCCGCAGAUGCUUCUAGCCCGCGUGGACAACCCCAUCACUGCUAAGGUCAUUCACCACUACUCCAGCAGCUGCCAGGACAUCCGCCUCAAAAUGGCCUUCAUGAAGAGUGUGGUGCAGGUCACCGACGCCGUCAAGACCAUCAAGGACCUGGAGGACUUCCAAUUUGCCCCAAAGGCGACCCUUACUGCAUUAUCAUGUUCUGCUUUGAUCCAACUGAAGGAGUUCUGGGUGAUCAUCAAGGCAGAACCAACUGACAGACUGGUUUCUCCAGUGCGGACCAUGGCCAUGGAUGCCCUCUCGUACUUGAGCAAACUGAAGCCUUUCUACUCCACAGAGGAAAACAGUGAGCUGGUGGAGAUUAGUAUACACGCUGUCAUUUCUCUCCAGCCCCCAGGAGAGAACGAUGAGUCCAUUAGGACCCUCUAUGUGAACGCCCUGUGUGCCCUGGAGCAGCUGAUGGAGGGCCUUGUGCAGAGGCAGCUGGACCCCAAGGGGCUGCAGGAGAUGGUGCACCUCCUGGAAAAGUUUAUCUUGUCGGAGAAAGAAUGGGAGCGGGAGAAGGCGGUCAACCUCCACCUCCAUCUCGUGCACAUCUACGUCCAAAGCGUCGGUGUCUGCAUCCCUCUGCAGCUGGGGCAGUUUGGCACUCUGGUCGGACUCAUCGCCCCAGGCACCUGUGACUCACACAGAACCCGCCUGGCCUCCGUGGAAGCCCUUUCCAGCCUCCUGGAUCUUCAUGCAAGCCAGACCUGCCCCUCCUGGGGUGCUUCCAGGGAGUUGGAGCUUGUGAAAUGUAAGGCGGAGCUGCAGGGCUCGGACGUGGAGAAGGUUUUCAGCGCGUCUUCCAGAAUCGCCAAGGUGGUGUGCUUGCAGUUUAGCUGCGAUGAGGUGGCCCCGCUCGUCCAGAAGCUCUGUGAGAACGUCGGGGCCAUGAACCUCCAGCAUGCCAAGGCCUCCGUCACCUGGAUAGGCACCGUCCUCCAGAUGUGGGCCAAGGAGCUGGAGGACACGGUGGCGGAGAUCCUGGGCGCCAUCCUGGUCCACCUGCUGGUAGUGGAUCACCCGGACGUGCGACACCCCCUCAUCGAGGGCAUCCUUCUGCUGGCGCACUACCACCAGGAGACCGUCCUCACGUCCCUCCUGCCGCAGCCCCUGCCCAUGGAGAGCCACCUGACGGAGGUGUGGCUGACCGUGGCUGAGAACUUGCCCUUUGCCCGGAUGAUGCUACACGCGCUGAUGGGUCAGCUGCAGUCGAGGUUCACGCCCAGGGCCGACGCCACCUCCAAGGCUGACAUCUGGCACCUGGCCGCGGUGGUCCCUCUGAAGACCCUGUGCACCAUCCACCUUCUUAUUGAGAAGAUGGACCAGGAUGACAAGCUCCUGGACCUCUUCCCGGACCUCAUCUACACCCUCCUGCUGCAGCUCGGCAGCAGCCAGGGGCCGGAGGCCACGUCGCCCGUCCUGAAGAUGUGGAGACUCGUCCACACGGGGACCCUCCCUGAGGAGAUCAACCUGCAGAGGAUCACGAUCAAAUACAUGCAGCUUUUGUUUCGGAACAACAGCGAGCCGCUGCUUCGCACCCUGGAAGAGCAGGGCGUGUGGACACUCCUGGAGAGCAGCUCCACAUUCCUGCAGGGAGUGAGCCUGCUGGCCAGGCUGUGCGUGCAGAACGCCGAGGGCUACCGGCAGAGGCUGUCGGAGCUGGUGCUCAGGGGCGUGGCCUCGGAGGCCCUGAGCUAUCGCAUCAGCAGCACGGCGGUCUGCGUGGAGGUCAUGAGUGUCCCGAUCCUGUACCAGGAGAAGCUGCUGAAGCCGGCAGUGCUGAUGCUGGAGAAGGGCGUGGACCAGGACGAGGCCCUGCGGGUGCUUUCCCCGCGCGCCCUCGGCAACAUGGCCCUCCGUGCCCCCAAGAAGGUGAGGCAGUACCAGAAGCUUUUACUGGAGAAGUGUCUGUGCCCCCUGAGGGGGCCUGUGAGCACCAGUGUGACCUCCCAGGGCAUGGAGACCCUGGCCAAGGUCCUGGCUGAGCUGCGGGAAGGGGACGUGGGGUCCGACUUCCAUGCCGUCUCCGAGCGGUGCAGAGCCUUCUUUGACCACGAGAGCGAGCUACUGCGUUUAAAAGCCUUCGUCCUCUUCGGGAAGCUGGCAAAGGUGGUCAGGAUUUCCAAGAAGCGUUUCUUCAAAGAGGAAGUGAAGAAAGCCUGGGUCCCCCUCAUGCUGCAGGAUCCCUGCUCCAGUGCAGCCCAGGCCUGUGUGGCUACCAUGUUUCAGUGUGUGCACUUCUGGGGCUGGAAGGCCCUGGAGAGCUCCUCGGACCAAAGUGAUGCCAUUGCCCCCAAGGACAUGACCAGUUUCCAGAUAAUCCUGUGCUCUGUCUUGACUCAGAGAAAGCCUGCCGUUCUCUACAGCUUCUUGCUAGAAACAAUGACAUAUGUUAAAAGUAACUUGUCAAGGAUCAGAAUGGCUGCAUGUAACCUGGCAGGAAUCAUUAUGAAGCAGAUGUCUGCACGUUACCUGAAAAAGCUGGACUUUCCUACAUUACGGAAUUCUCUCCAGGAGCUACAGCUGGACUCGGAUCCUGGGGUCCGGAGGGCAUCCCUGGAGACUCUCAGAAUCUUGGAUACCUGUAGUCAUCACUGGCUUUUGGCUUCACCCUAAGGAAUUUCCUAG